AUGGCGGAGAAGAAGAAGAGAAAGGCGAGCUCCCUCGAGAGCGAACGGCCGGCCAAGAAGCCUCAAACAAGCACCAUCAAAGUCACUCAUUUGAGCGGCCCAGCCGUCGCCAAACCUGUGGUCGCUUCCUCGCCCGGUGUGACACUUCCCUCAAACCUCAGCUUCGACGUGUACUCGAAAAAGGAGUUGUCUGGGAGGUCCAGCCUGCUCCUCCAGUCCUCUGACCACCCUACGAUUGACUAUGUUGCGACCGAGAGCAGUACGACCAACGGCGGCGAACAGCAUGUCAAGCACUAUAUUGCUGUCUUCGACCCGGCUUCGAAUAAGCUCAAGGUGGUGGAAGCCAGACAGAUGACGGUGAGAAGCACGGUGCGCCAGUUAGACAAAGAGGGCGAUGACGGGGAAGACGAUGCAGAAACGAAGCCAGCGGCGACUCCGUCUCGCGCGGCACUCACGCAGGCGUUCGGGACCAAAAAGUCAAAGAGAGCCGUGGCCUCGUCGGCCGAGAACCGUCUACUAGCCCGGGAUGGAGAGAACAGGGACGACGCUGUCUCCAACGCCGUCCUGUCCUCGAUCAGGGAGGAGGAUGACCCGGACGUCGUGCUCGACGCCGGCGCCGCUUCUCGCGCCAACAAACCCCUCCCACAAGCCAACCUGGACACAACCGACAUCACCCUGGUGUACGACCUCUCCUCGCUCGUCUUUCCGGGUCCGUACCGCACGACCCUCUCCCAGAUGCCCAUCGCCUACUGGCGAGAGUGUGCGAAGAACAAGAAAUCCGUGUCGACGCACCUACGCUUCGUGGCGACCCGGAUCGGCUACCUGACGCAACGGCACCUCAAGCAGCCCGACAACCAAGACAUCUUGCUCAAGCUGCAGAUCCUGCGGUAUAUUCAGCUCUUGGUGGAGAUCCACAAGUACGUCUCGCACCUGCCGCGCCAACGACGCAUCGCGCCGCCGGAGCAGUGGCCCCCCGGGACCACGUCGGACUCGGCCCUGUCGACCGCGUUCAAGGGGAAGCUGAUGGCGCACUUCUUCCCCACGCGCACGGCCAGCACCUUCAACAAGACGCUGCUCACGGCUACCAUCCUGGCGCUGACGCUGCACAUCCCCCCCCCGAACUUCACGCCGGGAGACACCCCCAAGAUGCUCUUCACCGAGCCGAGCGACAUCACGCUCGACCUGGCCAUGCCGCACGCCGAGGUCCACAAGCUGUACCGCGAACUGGGCUGCAAGAUGGAGUCCAUGACCGACGCCGAGCUCCAGCGCUACGGGUGGGACAAGGUCUCUAGUCGCCAGCAGCAGCAGCAGCAGACCACCGGCAGCCCCGUCAAGCCGCCCAAGCCCAAGUUCGCGAAGUUGAGGUUCCCCGUUGAAUUCCCCCGGAUCAGUACCGGACGCCCAGCUCGGAGGUAG
Messenger RNA from Fonsecaea erecta, 1416 nucleotides. RefSeq lists its product as hypothetical. The record is from RefSeq and is a predicted model, not a curated record. The coding region runs from base 1 to 1416 and encodes 471 amino acids. The transcript is spliced from 2 exons. NCBI's taxonomy places the organism in Eukaryota, Fungi, Ascomycota, Eurotiomycetes, Chaetothyriales, Herpotrichiellaceae. Gene Ontology annotation, cellular component: RNA polymerase I complex. Gene Ontology annotation, biological process: RNA polymerase I preinitiation complex assembly; transcription elongation by RNA polymerase I; nucleolar large rRNA transcription by RNA polymerase I. Gene Ontology annotation, molecular function: DNA binding.